This is a messenger RNA of Jaculus jaculus (lesser Egyptian jerboa), 1776 nucleotides long. It is a transcript of the gene Nme8, whose product is annotated as NME/NM23 family member 8. The record is from RefSeq and is a predicted model, not a curated record. The coding region runs from base 1 to 1776 and encodes 591 amino acids. The transcript has 15 exons. Lineage: Eukaryota; Metazoa; Chordata; Mammalia; Rodentia; Dipodidae.
AUGGCAAGCAAGAAGCGAGAAGUCCAAUUACAGUCAGUCAUCAACAGUCAAAGCCUUUGGGAUGAGAUGUUGCUGAACAAGGGCUUAACAGUGAUUGAUGUUUACCAAGCCUGGUGUGGACCUUGCAAAGCAGUGCAAACUUUAUUCAGAAAAUUGAAAAAUGAGCUGAACGAGGAUGAAAUUCUUCAUUUUGCUGUUGCAGAAGCUGACAACAUUGUGACCUUACAGGCAUUUAGAGAUAAAUGUGAGCCUGUGUUUCUCUUUAGUCUUAAUGGUAAAAUUAUUGCAAAGAUACAGGGUGCAAAUGCACCACUUAUUAACAAAAAAGUUAUAAGCUUGAUCAAUGAAGAAAGGAAAGUCAUAGCAGGUGAAAUUGCUCGUCCUCAGUAUCAUGAAAUCCCACUCAUAGACUUAUCUGAAGAAGAAAUGGGGGAAUCACAUGACAGUAUUGGGGAAUCUUACAGUAUUGCUAUUAUCAAGCCUGAAGCUAUUCUUAGGAGAAAAUAUCAAGGAAUUAAAGAAAGUAUUAUCAAAAUAGGAUUUGUCAUUGAAGAAGAAACUAAGAAGAUUCUCACUGAAGAAGAAGUGAGAGACUUCUACAGUAAAGUAGCAGAUCAGCCUGACUUUGAAGAAUUCGUGUCUUUCAUGACAUCUUGUCUGAGCUGUGUGCUCAUUAUAUCACAAGGAGAAGAACCACUGAGUGAUGAGAAGGAAACUGACACUCAGCCUGUGGUGGAAUCUGAAAGACUAUCAGAGCAACAAGUGGAGAAUGACAUUGAAGCCAAACUUGGGAUGGCAAAGAAGAAACGGGACAGUUUGCAAGAAUAUUUGGAACGACAACAUAUAUCUCAAUUUUGUGAUGUUGAAGAAAAUCCGAUUUAUGUUACUAAGUUCAUUGAUAUAUUUUUCCCUGAUUUUAAAACAAGAGGCAUAAAAUUAGUACAGACUCUAGCAUUGCUGCGACCAAACGUCUGUGCAGAAAGAAAAGAUGAUGUUUUAAAUAUUAUUAAUAAUGAAGGGUUUGAAAUAUUGAUGGAAAGACAAGUAGUACUAUCAGAAGAGGAAGCAAGAAGUGUGUGCAAGGAAUAUGAAAAUGAAGACUAUUUUAAGGAGCUUAUAGAAUACAUGAUCAGCAGUUCAUCUCUUGUUCUUGUUUUAUUGAGAGAGGAUGGUUUGGAACACUGGAAAGAGUUACUGGGACCAAGAACUGUUGAAGAAGCCAGUAAUUAUGAUCCUAAGAGUUUAUGUGCACAGUUUGCAAUGGGAAGCUUGCCGAUCAAUCAGUUGUAUGGAAGCAGCUCUACCAAGAUAGCUGAGAAAGAAAUAGAGCAUUUCUUUCCUCCUGAGAGCACUUUAGCAUUGAUUAAGCCUCACGUAACGCACAAAGAAAGAGGUGAGAUCCUGGAUCACAUCAAGGAAGCCAGGUUUGAUCUGACCCAGAUGAGGGAGAUGGUCUUGACUCCAGAAUAUGCAAUUAAAAUUUACUUCAAAAUAUCUGACAAACCAUUUUAUAAAAAUGUAUUGGAAGUCUUAGCUGAGGGCCCAUCUCUGGUCAUGGUUCUGACCAAAUGGAAAGCUAUUGCAGAGUGGAGAAGGAUGAUGGGUCCAGUAGACCCAGAAGAAGCAAAACUCCUGUCCCCAGACUCUAUCAGAGCCAAAUAUGGAAUAAAUAUUUUGAAAAAUGCUGCCCAUGGAGCAUCUGAUCUAUAUGAAGCAUCAAGCAGCAUUAACAAUAUGUUUGCAGAAGAUGAAUCUGAGAAUCUAGAGGAACACUAG